Molecule: messenger RNA, 2028 nt
Organism: Pelagomonas calceolata
Lineage: Eukaryota; Pelagophyceae; Pelagomonadales; Pelagomonadaceae
Source: the annotation of a GenBank genome assembly
UUCGUACCAACGCCACAAACUGGCCGUUUUGGGCCCCAGACAUCGCCCUGGGUCCUAAGAACCCAGUGGUUACUACCUCGACGGCCCUUGACCGGCAACAGCGCUGGCACGCGCGUUUGGGCAGCCCAAGAUGCCACAUAAAUAACCAAGGACCAUGCCAGGGGGCAGCCUCCGCCUCGACGACGACCCCUUCGCCUCGUUCCUCGACCAUGACCCCUUCGAGGCGGCCCUGCAGAGUACUGACAAGGACUACAACUGGGUCCUGCGCAGCCCCAGAGGAAGACGCGCCGAGGCCAAAUACGCCUCGGACGACGACGACGAGAAGGAUGUAGUGCCGCUCUUCACGCAUGCGAGAAUCGCUGCAGAGAAGGCAAGAACCCGUUCAGUCGCGAUCGGCACGGACAGCGCAUAAAUCAAAUCGUGGCCUCGACGCCAUCGACGCGCGCGCGACGGCGUGGCGGCUGCACCCGACUCACCGGUUGAUUUCGCACAGGCACAGACCCCCCCAAGGAAGUGCCCAAGGAGGAAUUCGAGAGAUUAGAGGAAAAGCUGGAAGAGCUCAAAAAAGAAGCGGCCGAGGACCUCGCUGAUGAUGGCAGCGUGGACUCCGAACUGGAAGAGCGCAUCAAGGAACUCCAGGAGACGUUAGUCGACGUGGUGCCCGUUGAAAAAGGACCGCCGACGGGCCUGCGGUUACUGCGCGCGGCGGCGCGGGCCGUGCUCAUCUUCGUGGCGGCGCCGCGCGUCGCCGUGCGGCGGAAACGGCAGGCGACGCGGGACAAGGACCGCGAGGCCCACUUAUCAGCUAUCCUGGACGCCUUCCAAGCCUCCCACGAGUGGCUCGGCUCCGUUACUCAUGCAUAUGUGAGCGACCUGCAGAAAGCCACGGACCUGGCUCCCAAUGAUACACAAAAGGCACAUAAGCAGCGGAAGCGCGCGCUGGAGUUAGCUUCGAGAGCCGACAACUUGGUGGAGGAGGUCUUAGAAAAUAUCGAGGACAUUCCACCGGAAUUAAUCAAACUGACAGGAUUGUGGGCUAUUGAUAGAUUCUAUGCCCCGGCCUGGUACCUGUGGCGCUGCGAAAGAAAAGUACUCCAGUUCGACGAGCUCGGAGCUACUAGACAAACUUUGUGGGAGCUCGAGGACGACGAGACGGCGGCGCUCGCGGCCAAAAGUGCACGCGCUAGGUUGAACGUCGCGGCGCCUACUGUCCAAGACUACAGGUACGUGGGCGACAACUUCACGGACGCGACGCCGGCGUGCGUCGACGCCGGUGUGGUGGACGACGUCGACGGGUUUCCGUGCUGUCCGCAGCCGUGGCCGCGCAUUCUGGGAAGGUGCUUUGAGAGAAGGCCUGAUGAUCCACCACCACCUAUAGAUCCCGUCGUUCUGAGGGCGUUGCUGCUGAACUUUGUGGUCGGGAGGGUUUUAAUUCCGUGGGUCGUGUUAAGGCCGUUCCUGGUGAGUGAUCCCCCUGCGGUGAAAUCAGAACGGGAAAGAGCCGCGAAGAAUGCAAGAGCCGUCGCCUCGUUGCUCUGGCGUGCUUUAUUGAAGGUCGGCGGCCCGCACGCCGAUCUGGCUGUUAAUUCGAGACCGAGCCGCGGCGUCGAGGCCUCGGAAGCGAACAGCGCGGAGAUCGCCUGGCAGUACAUGCAGCCGCGGUCCAUCGCUAAUAGAAUGAUGUGCCGCCCGCGCGUGCCCUACGCGCGGUCGCGGCCCGCGGCGCCGCGGCCGCCUCCCGAGAGAGCGGCGGACGGCGCCCCGCCCUGGACCGUGGAGGCGCCCUGCGACGCGGACGUGCACGCGUGGAUCGUGUCUUCCUUUAGACGCAUGCCCAAGCGCGAGGCGUUCCUCCAGGAUCAAGAUUUAGUGAGAGUGCUCUACCCGGAGGACGCCUGGGGCGCCGGCGCGGCGGACGUUUUGGAGCAGGCGGCGAACGACAUCGCCGCGGACCUGGCGACGCUCGGCGAUAGAGUUGUGUGCGCCGUCCUCGAGGCGCGGGGCGUGCGGUAAUCAAAACAUGUGUUA